This is a messenger RNA of Triticum turgidum subsp. durum (durum wheat), 969 nucleotides long. The record is from the annotation of a GenBank genome assembly. Lineage: Eukaryota; Viridiplantae; Streptophyta; Magnoliopsida; Poales; Poaceae.
AUGGUGUAUUAUCCGCUCGCCGCCGCCGUGCGCUGCCACUGCCCGCCCCUCCUCCUCCCCCGCCGCGCCCCGCCGGCGACGGCGGCCACCCCACUCCGUAGCCGCCCCCUCCAGCUCCGUCCCCUCACAUCCUCGCCCGGACUGCGGACCCGUGGCCGCCGCCACGCCGUCGACCCCGAGGACGACGGCGGGGAAGACGACGGCUUCCUCACCCUCGACCUGGAGGACUUCGAGGGGUUCGCCGACGCCGACGAGGAGGCGGAGGGGCCGUCGCCGUGGGAGGGGGCCGUGGUGUACCGGCGCGACGCGGCGGCGCAGCACGUCGAGUAUGCCACCACCCUGGAGCGUCUCGGCCUGGCCGACCUCUCGUCCCCGCACUCCCGCGCGCGCGCCGCCGCCAUGGGCAUAAUGCCCCCCUCCAAGCCGCGGCGCGGCGCCGGGGAGGCCGCGACGACGCCCGUGCUCGUCUCCGUCGACGUCGCCCGGCGCCGCGGCAGGCUCCGGCUCGACGGCAUCCUGCGCACCGUCAUCACCCUCGGCUGCUACCGGUGUGCUGAGCCAGCUGCCGAAGGCGUAUUCGCGAAUUUCUCUCUCCUGCUGACAGAAGACCCGGUGGAGGAACCCGACGUGGUCGACCUCGGCACCAUAUACGAAGAAGACAGAACCAAAUUCCCUUCGAUAACUGGCAGCGAGGACGAGAAUGAUGAAGAUAUAGACUGGGAUGACCGCCUGCAUUUCCCGGCCGGGGAGAAGGAGAUCGACAUCUCGAAGAACCUUCGGGACAUCAUCCACCUGGAGAUAACGCUGGAUGUCUUCUGCAGCAGCACCUGCAAGGGCCUGUGCCUCGUCUGCGGCGCAAACCUCAACACGAGUAGCUGCAGCUGCAGCAUGGAGGAGCCGCAGGCCAAGGACGCCAGGCGUCCGGGAACCCUCAAAGACCUGCUGAAGCCUAUGCAGAGAAGAUUAUGA